CAUUGUCGGGGGCUGACAUGGCCAAACCGGAACCGUGGAUGCCUGGUUCAAUGUUCACACUGUCAGCGGGGAAGAAGACAGAGGCUGCCCGGGUGUUCUUCGGUGACGGACUGUUUGACCUGGCAACCGAGAAGGACGAAGAAGCAUCUGCCUUCUCUGCAACCGUUGCCAGAAUCCGAAACCAUUACAAUGCCGAUGACGCUGUCACCAACCCAGGCUACAUUCACAGCCCCGUAUUCAUCAACCACUACCAUGCUGACAUGGAAACCAGUGUCAAAGUGGUACUCCUGCAAUCGGGAACCAACAAACCCAUCGUCUUUACCUGUGAUGUCAACAUCUAUGUGCAGCAUGUGAUCAGUCAGGCUCUGUGCCACGAAGAAGUGUCCGAUAUCUCCAGUGAAGCCUUUGUCCUGAAGGUCCCCGGUCUCGCGGAAUACCUCCACAACGAUGUGAAACUGAGCAGCUAUGAGUACGUCCAGGAAUGUCUGAAGCUGGAUCAAGAUGUUAAACUGGUCUUGCUCCAUCGAGCGGAAAUGAAGAAGAAUCUCAGUCGAACGGCUGAGGACGAUGAAGGCGACAUAUCAAAGAUCAAUUUCUUGACUCUGUUUGAGCGACCUGUGACAACCGCUGUCUCCAAGUGGAAUUAUGAUACAGUUGAACUUUGUGAACAGAAAGGCCUUGAUGUGUUACUGAGUGCUUUCACUCUUGAAGGGGACAAGUUGAUGGCUGCCGUCAAGUCUGGUGCUCAACCAAAAGUCAAACCUCUCAUCCAGACGGUGAAAGCCAUCUGCUUCACACUGGCCACCGUGGAGCCCAACGAGAUCUCGACGGCCAUCCACGAGUUGCAGAAGUCAUCCGACCCUGAAGCGGCCUACGAGAAGCUGACUGCCGCCGUGCUGCACCUAGUGGACAUGUACUGCACGGCGUUUGACACCGACUUCCGGACGGGGACCGACAACACGGACGAGGCAGUGCAGGACAUCACCGUCAAGGGUCACAACCUGAGGGUCUGCAUCGCCUCGGCCCAUCGCCUGCAGAGCAACGUCAAAAAUGCUCAUGAGUUUUACACAGUCUCAGCUCAGCUCUACUACGGCGGCAAUGCCCUACAUUUCCCCAUCGACACUUGGCCUGCCCGCAUCAAUAGCUCCUUCUUUGACAAGCUGGCUUGGAAUCAGGAGCUAGAGCUUCCAAUUCCAGUCAGUCAACUCCCCAGGGAAGCCCGACUAAUCUUGACCCUGUCAGGCCAGGACAACUCAAGUGCAGAUUCGGACAAAACUGUCCUGGGCUGGGUGGCGAUAUCCAUGUUCAACUUCCGGGGAGAGCUUCAGACAGGCAGUCACCUGUUGGGGCUUUGGGCUGAUUCUUCCGUCAAUCCGAUUGGAACCUGCUCCUCCAAUCUUCUCACCAAGACCAGCAUCAUCCUUCAGAUAAACUUUGAGGAUAUGAAACAGCUCUGCAUGUUUCCAGAGAUCCGGGCUCUCGAAGAUAAAGUGUACGACUUUGACAUGCUGGAGCCUCACAACCAGCACCGAAUCAGGGAAAUCUUGGACAAAGACGCCCUGUCAUCCCUGAACUCGGAAGACACCAUGUUCCUGUGGAGCAAGCGGCACUAUCUCCAUGGCAACGCAUCAGCCCUGCCCCGCAUCCUGGAGGUGGCCCCCACCUGGGACUGGGCCUGCCUUGCCGACAUCUACUCCUUGCUCAGGAACUGGAAACCGGUCAAGCCCAUACAGACGCUGCAGCUACUCCACCCAAGAUUUGCGGACAGGGAAGUGCGGCGCACAGCGGUGAAAUGGAUGCAGAGUAUCUCGGACGAUGAGCUGUGCGACUACCUACCUCAGCUUGUCCAGGCCCUGAAGUACGAGAGUUACCAUGACUCUGCCUUGGCGCGAUUCCUGAUUGAGCGGUCCAUACAAAGCAUACGGGUCUCACACUUCCUGUACUGGUGUUUAAAGGACAGUCUUCGGGAGCACCAGUACAAGCAACGCAUUGAGAUGAUCCUUGGGGCGUUACUCAGCAUCUGCUCCAAGGGGCUGAGGCAGCAAUUCAGACUCCAGGAGGCACUGAUUGAGAAUCUCAACACCAUCGCGGAGCAGGUCAAGGGAGCCAAAGAUGCCAGCAGGAUGUCCUUACUUCACGGAGGCUUGGAGAGCGUGGAAGCCGAACUUGACAGCAAUGUGCACCUCCCGACCAACCCUUCGCUGGAAGUGAGAGGGAUUAACGUCCAGAAUUGUGCUUACUACAGCUCGUUUACCGUCCCGCUGAAGUUGGUUCUCUUCAAUGCCGAUCCGUUGGCUGAGGACGUGACGAUAAUGUACAAGGCGGGUGAAGACAUGCGACAGGAUAUGCUGACCAUGCAGAUGAUUCGAAUCAUGGACAAACUCUGGCUCUCCGAAGGUCUCGACCUAAGAAUGAUAACCUUCAGGUGCAUGGCAACCGGACUCAACAGAGGUUUGGUAGAGCUUGUUGGUGAGUCGGAGACCAUGCGGAAGAUUCAAGUAGAGUACGGCCUGACUGGCUCUUUUAAAGACAAGCCGCUGGCUGUCUGGUUGCAGAAGCACAACCCGACAGAACUAGACUACCAGAAGGCUGUCGAGAAUUUCACCUAUUCGUGUGCCGGUUACUGCGUAGCAACCUAUGUUCUUGGUAUCGGCGACAGACAUAAUGACAAUAUCAUGGUGACGAGGACUGGUCACAUGUUCCACAUUGACUUUGGCAAGUUCCUGGGUAAUGCACAGAUGUUUGGGAACAUUAAGAGAGAUCGUACCCCAUUCGUUUUGACGCCGGAGAUGGCCUACGUCAUCAACGGUGGUGAGAAACAGAGCAGUAACUUCCAGAACUUUGUGGACUUGUGUUCCACGGCGUUCAACCUCGUCAGGCACCAUGCCGACAUCUUCUUCAAUCUCUUUGGCUUGAUGCUGAAUGCGGGCAUUAGCCAACUGUCCAAACCAGAAGAUCUGAAUUACGUCCAGAAUGCUCUCAAACCCAAGGCAAGCGACACGGAAGCCACAACCAUGAUAACGAGGUUGAUUGAGGCAAGUCUAGGGUCAAAGGCCACGCAGAUCAACUUCUUCAUCCACAACUUGGCCCACCACAGCUUCUCCGCUGCCAACAGCCUGGAACUCUCCUUCGCUCCCAAGAGAUACACGAUGGCCAUGGAUGGUAAGAUUGCGAGUGCCUCGAUGUUUGGCAUUCAGAAGAGAUACGAGGAUGCCAAAUACUAUGUGUACAUCGUCAGCGUUCUACGGGAGGGCUCCAGCGUGCCCUCCUUCAUCUUCCGCCGCUACAGCGAGUUCAGCGAGUUUGCCCAGAAGCUGGCCGUCCUCCACCCGCAGGCCCGCGUCUUCAACCUGCGCUCGGGGCCCCUGGUGGGCCGCACCCACGUCAACCAGGUGGCGGAGAAGCGGCGCAACGAGCUGGACCUCUUCCUGAGGCACCUGUUUGCUCUGCCGCCCGAGGUCUCGCAGUGUGAUCUCGUCUAUACCUUCUUUCAUCCGUCGCUAAGGGACGAGAAAGAUGCCCAUCUCGCGUACAAGAGCGUCAAACUAAAAAAUGGGCCAUUGUUUCCGACUGACUCCGAUGACCCCAUUACAACCGACACUGUGGAACCCACCGUGGCCCCUGGUCAGUUUUCUGGCCGCGUCCAAGUGGCCAUUCGUUACCAAAAGGACGCCCUGAUGAUCAUGGUCAGGCAUGCAGCCGAUCUCCUGGCACCGGACAAAGGCGAGCCCGACCCGUACAUCAAGACGUACCUGUUGCCCGAUCCGCACAAGCAGACCAAGAGAAAAACCAGAAUUCAGAAGAAGACGUCCAAUCCCACGUACAACGAGAUGCUCGUUUACUACAUUCCCUGGUCCGAGGUCCUGAAACGCACCAUCCGGCUCACGGCUUGGGAUUCGGAUUACCUCAAGGAGAACAACUUCCUGGGUGGAAUAGAUAUCCCCAUCGCUAGCCUGGACCUGAGCGUGGAGACAGUGGCUUGGUACAUGCUGGGUAAUCUUGCCAGAGAUCCCUAAGAGCCAGGCUAGUAAGUCAGCUCAGAGGCCUGGCCUGGGCUCGAGGCUGGCAUGGCAGAGUGACUGCCUCCAGAAGUAAUGUACGAUAGAACCAGGCUAGGUGAAGAUUUGCAGUGUCAGCUUGGAAUAGUCGUUGUCGGAAAGGUAGUACCAGGCUGGAUUAGAAAUGCCCUGGAGAUAGCCUGUUCUAUGCUUGUCUUUCUUGCUUCAAGAUGUGCUUUAGGAUUGGGCACCGUGACCCAGGCUAUUCUUUAGCUUGACAAUAAAGUCUGGCUUGUGCUCCGUCAUGUGCAAUGGUAUAGCUUUAAUCACACCAAACUUGGAACGGAAUUUAUAGACUUACACAUUACUCUAGCACAUCAUUAACCUUUGUGGUGGUUUUGCAUAAAUCUUGUGAUUUUCUUUUUUACCGUUUGAACUUUUCAGCAGAUUGUUUCAAUCGGUUCACAUGUGUCCCUUGGGUCAUGUAUUUGACUAUUUGUGCAUUUUUGGCACUGUCUGAUAAACCAGAGAAAAAUAUGUAGCCAAUAUAGUUACAGUGAUGAUAGUUAGACAAGUGAAUAACUUUGAGAUAUUUGAAACAACUUGAAAACAGAGUCAUGUUGGUGGGUAAUUCCAGAAAGAAGGGGUCCAUUUUUUCCCCGUGUCACUGU
Molecule: messenger RNA, 4669 nt
Organism: Acanthaster planci (crown-of-thorns starfish)
Lineage: Eukaryota; Metazoa; Echinodermata; Asteroidea; Valvatida; Acanthasteridae
Product: phosphatidylinositol 4-phosphate 3-kinase C2 domain-containing subunit beta-like
Biological process (GO): cell migration; phosphatidylinositol 3-kinase/protein kinase B signal transduction; phosphatidylinositol-mediated signaling
Cellular component (GO): phosphatidylinositol 3-kinase complex; cytoplasm; plasma membrane
Molecular function (GO): phosphatidylinositol binding; 1-phosphatidylinositol-4-phosphate 3-kinase activity; 1-phosphatidylinositol-3-kinase activity
Source: RefSeq, a predicted model, not a curated record